Molecule: messenger RNA, 456 nt
Organism: Hymenoscyphus albidus
Lineage: Eukaryota; Fungi; Ascomycota; Leotiomycetes; Helotiales; Helotiaceae
Source: the annotation of a GenBank genome assembly
UGUUUACACACUCCUCAACCAAAUACCAUCGGGUCGCAUCUCCUCAUACGCCGCACUAUCCAGAGCCCUCUCGUCUUCACCAAGAGCCGUCGGCGGAGCAUUGAGAAGAAAUCCCUUCGCACCAGAAGUUCCUUGUCACCGCAUAUCUGCGCAGAUGGAGUAAGUGAGAUUUUACUUCCUCUCCUGGUCUUUUUAAAGUGUAUCAAAUACAGCUGAGUCUUUUACUUCAACGAAGGCCAAAGCUAACAAUCGAUGCAGAACAUUGGUGGUUUCAAGGGUGAAGCCCAGGAUGCGCCAUCCAAAAUAAAUCAAACGGAGAAACUACGACUUCUGAAGAGUGAGAGCGUUUUUUUGAUGGGAAUGGGAAGUUGCUGGAUGAGAAGAGAUGGUGGGAUGAGUUCAAGGUCUGAUGAGAAGGGUGUCAUGGUGCUGAGACACAUCUAUGUAAAGGUGUAA